Fomitiporia mediterranea MF3/22 is the source of this 1647-nucleotide messenger RNA. RefSeq names its product FAD/NAD-binding domain-containing protein. Gene Ontology annotation, molecular function: N,N-dimethylaniline monooxygenase activity; flavin adenine dinucleotide binding; NADP binding. The transcript has 11 exons. The coding region runs from base 1 to 1647 and encodes 548 amino acids. The record is from RefSeq and is a predicted model, not a curated record. Lineage: Eukaryota; Fungi; Basidiomycota; Agaricomycetes; Hymenochaetales; Hymenochaetaceae.
AUGUCGUUCAACAAAGAGAAACCUAGAGUUGGCAUUGUUGGCGCCGGAACUGGAGGCCUGUCUAUGGCCAUUGCUCUCAAGAAGCAGCUCAACUAUGACAACUUCCUGAUAUUUGAAAAAGGAUCAGACAUUGGAGGAACAUGGCGAAACAAUAUCUAUCCGGGCUGCUCAUCCGACGUAGCUGGACACUGGUACUGCCUCUCAUCCGAUCCGAAUCCAAACUGGUCGUCCCAUUUUGUUCUUCAACCUGAGAUUCUCGCCUAUUGGCAAGGUCUCGUCAACAAGUAUGGAUUGCGGAAAUACCUUGUCCUGAAUACAGCCGUUGUGAAUGCUGUAUGGAUCGAUGAUGCCCAACACUAUCGGUUGACGUUGCGUGAUCGGAAGACGGGCGAGGAGCGCGAAGAAGUCGUUGAAGCUCUAGUUAGUGCCUCUGGGGCGCUUGCCGAGCCGCGUUACCCAAGUGACAUUCCGGGGAUGAAGGAUUUCAAAAGCCCGAUGUUCCAUUCUGCACGGUGGCAGAAGGAUGUGGAGCUCUCGAGGAAGACCGUCGGUGUCAUCGGCAAUGCCGCAUCGGCAAUCCAACUUGUUCCAAGAAUAUCAGAAAAUCCGUCUGUCAAAGUCAUCAACUUCUGCAGGACUCCAAACUGGUUCGUGUUCUUUCCGAACUUCAAGUACCCAGCGUGGGUCAAAUGGGCGUUCGCUCACAUCCCUGGCGUCAUGUGGAUAUACCGCGCGUUCGUUUUCUCCAGUUAUGAGGCACUCUACACAAUUUUCCGGAACGAGAAUAAACUGUUACAAGCAAUAGCGCGCAUGGUAUUUACUGUGGAGCUCGAGAAGCGUGCACCUAAGGAAUAUGUCGACAAACUUAUCCCUUCAUACCCGCCAGGGUGUAAACGAGCCAUCUUCGACCCAGGAUACAUUGAAGCUCUACAACGGCCGAACAUCUCACUCAACUGGGACGGAAUUUCCAAGUUCGAACAUGACGGUCUAGUCACAAAGACAGGCGAAAAAAUACCAUUGGAUGUCGUUGUAUUUGCUACUGGCUUCCACUUUACUCGAUUAACAACAGAUGUAACAGGACAAGGAGGGUUGACUUUGCAACAAUACUUCGAUUCCAAGGGUGGACCGACGGCGUAUCUAGGAACGACUAUCCCUAGCUUCCCUAAUUUCUUUAUGAUCUUCGGCCCGAACACCGCAACAGGCCACGCAUCGGUCAUCUUCACCGAAGAAGCCCAAAUCAACUACACCAUCCAACUCCUUGCACCAAUCAUCUCGCGCUCCGCGUCUUCUUUCACUGUCCGAUCCUCGGUUACGGACACUUUCAACGAGCGCCUUCAAAAACGUCUCAAUACUACCGUAUUCGCUGCGUGCGCGUCGUGGUAUCGUGCAGGGUCGGACGGGACGGGGAAGAACGUGGCGAUUUGGCCGGGACCCGUGACAGCGUACUGGUGGAAGGUUCGGAAGGUUAGGUGGAGUGAUUAUGAGGCGAGAGGAGCCGAGAAUUGGAAGAGGGAGAGGAGGAGGAAGAGAAUCUGGCAAGUUCUCGCUUGGAUUGCGGCGGCGGUUCUUCUGGCUGCUGGGACGCAGCCUUCGAUAAGGAACACUGUGCUUGACUUCAUUGCACCUACGUUGGAAAAAGAUGUAUGA